This is a messenger RNA of Corythoichthys intestinalis (scribbled pipefish), 1640 nucleotides long. RefSeq names its product crystallin J1A-like. The record is from RefSeq and is a predicted model, not a curated record. NCBI's taxonomy places the organism in Eukaryota, Metazoa, Chordata, Actinopteri, Syngnathiformes, Syngnathidae. The transcript has 10 exons.
ACGUCAGAUGCCACUUACACCUAAGAAGAAGAUUGUGGCGGACAGACACUCCCUGUCAUGGCCGAAGGUCGAUCCUGAAUGCCCAAACUGAAAGUUUAAGAUGACAACGCUGGCUAACAGAGCAAUAGGAGCUAUUGUGGGAUCGGCGGUUGCAGAUGCAGCAGCGCAGCCUCUCCAUUGGGUCUAUGACCUGCAGAAGCUGCAAGGGAUCCUAGCUCAGGAGCCUAAUCCGGAAUUCCACUCCAAGUCAGCAAACCCCUUCUACAGGAGACAAACAGGCCAACAGAGCUGCUAUGGGGACCAAGCAUAUGUGCUGCUUGAGUCUCUGUCUAAAUGUGAAGGUCUAAAUAUUGAUGAUUUGAAAGAGCGCACACUAAAAUUCUUUGGGCCAGGAUCCGAGUAUGACACGCCUGUCAAUGAUCCAUACAGGCAAAGAGGCGGCCCAAGACCUCAACUGCCCAUUGAGGGACCGUGGAGACAUGUUAGUUUAAAAAGCUUCCUAAAGAAUGUGGAUUCUGGCAAAGAGGAGACAGGUUGUGAGACUGACUGUCAGAUUGAUGGGAUAGCUAAGCUGGCUCCUAUAGUGGCCUUCUAUGCAGGGAAACCUGACAUGUUGGAAAAGGUUGAACAGGCAGUUCGAGUCACACAAAACAACGACGCGUGUGUGGCAGAAACUUUGGCAGCUGCCAGGUUCUUGGAGUAUUUCAUCCUAAAUGGCCCUGAUCCAAAAGCCCUAGAGGAUGUUCUUACACAGCUCAAUGAUCCGAACAGAAAGCAACCACAAGAUUUGGACAAAGCUGUCAUUGGUCAUAUUCAUCAGGUGACGGAGAAUUUAAACAAAACUCCCCAGGAACUUAUACCAGCAGUUUUUCCUAACACCUGAGGUUUGCCAGGUGCGUUCCAAGCAGCGCUACAUGGAGUCCUGACAGCCACAAACUAUGAAGAGGCAAUCAGAGAAACCAUGCGUUGUGGGGGAUGCACCUGUAGCAGAGGCUCCUUUAUUGGGGCUUGUCUAGGUGCUCAGCUCGGGUUCGAAGGAAUUCCAGCUUCAUGGGCCUCCAAAACUCAGCGAUAUGAAUGUGUGUUGGAACACAGCAUGAAGAUAACAAAUCACCACAAGUAGUUUUUUAUUUGUUGUCUCAGACACCAUUAAUAGAGAACAUUCCUGGAAAACAGAUGACCUUUCAAAGUGCAGUCAAUGAAGGUUCUUGUUUAAAUUGUCGACAAGAGUCAGAUGUUUUUGUCACUGUGAAAGUUUAGCAUGUUGCUCCAGUUGUUCUCGACAACCUGGGUAAAGCAGAACACAUCAUGAAAUGGAUACAAAUUUAUAAAUGAUGAUGAUCGUGAGGGGCUUGGUGAAUAAAAAAAAAAAAUCACCUUAUUGCCAAAAAUAGACACGUAGAUGUUUUUGACAACAAAUCUCCAAGGAGGAAUUCUAACCUACACUACAGUAUACUGUACACAAUCGGCGGAAUUUUCCCUGGCAACACUUUUGACAGCGCCGCACAAGUUUUGGCAUUUGGUAGCCUGAUUUUCAUCAUUAUUAUAUUGCCCUUGCCAAGUGACAACUUUCAGGAAAAGAAUGUCAUUUUACUAAUGACCAAAUCUUGUAAAAUACACAUUUUGACAGCAUAUGAAAA